AUGGAUUCGCACAUCACUGACGAAGAAACAGAACAGCAGCCAAAGCCGCAUAAACGUCGCGUUUACAGUAUCGACAGCGUCUUCCCUGCCGUAUCAGAAGUUUUAUUCGGCAUGGCUGGGACGACGGGGAUGGAGUAUCUGACUUGGGCAAUGGGGAAGAUGUGCGUGACUACCGACGCGUUUUUUGGUUUUACGUUUGAUGCCGACUCAGACGCAACCAACUUUGCCGCCCCAAGUAGCUGCUUUAAGCAUGGCCGGAUUGUUUUUGAAGACGACGAGUACGAGACAGAGGAGUAG
Messenger RNA from Phytophthora nicotianae INRA-310, 297 nucleotides. RefSeq lists its product as hypothetical. Bases 1 to 297 code for a protein of 98 amino acids. The transcript has 3 exons. Lineage: Eukaryota; Oomycota; Peronosporomycetes; Peronosporales; Peronosporaceae. The record is from RefSeq and is a predicted model, not a curated record.